Messenger RNA from Peronospora belbahrii, 2748 nucleotides. NCBI's taxonomy places the organism in Eukaryota, Oomycota, Peronosporomycetes, Peronosporales, Peronosporaceae. The record is from the annotation of a GenBank genome assembly.
AUGAUGAGAACACAUACAGAUACUACUGGUGUCUGGUAUCAGAUUGAGUCUCAACUCAAGCCAAGGAUUCAAUCAACUAGUAGUGAUGCAGUAUCAUACAAACCGUCAGAUGAAAUUGUGAUACGACUGAAGAAAAAAGCCCAAGAAUUACUUGAGCAUCAAGUGCAACAAGAUGAGAAUCAAAAGCAUGAAACAAUGUCCAGUGAUGCGAAAUAUGUCGCGACAAUGAUGAAAUCUGGUACUUUAUCGGAUCAAAUUGCUGCACUAACACUUACAAUUCAGGCCUCUCCUUUGUCGACAUUACUACGACUUGGUCAAUUGAUUACAAUGGCCAAGAAAAAAGCUCGUCGAGAAAGUCUCAUGGCAAUUGAAUCAUUGAAAGACUUAUUUCUCAAUACGUUCUUACCGAAUGAAACCAAGUUACGAUAUUUUCAUCAACAUCCACUACAAAUGGCACAAUCAUCACCUACUCAUUUAAUGCUGUGGUUCUUUGAACAUUGUCUCAAAACAGCGUAUACACAGCUUUUAACUGUCUUAGCUUCCGGUAUGGACGAUGCAGUGGAUAGCCAUAAACGUACGUGUCUACGUGCUGCUAAUGCACUAUUGCGUGCAAAACCAGAACAAGAAGCAACGCUAUUGGCCAUGUUGGUUAAUAAACUUGGGGACCCGGACCGUAAGAUUGCGGCAUAUUUGCAUCGGAUGUUGCAGGAACUACUUCGGGAGCAUCCAGUUAUGAAACGUGUUGUAGUGGAUGAGGUGGAAAGGUUACUUACCCGUCCAAAGGUAUCAGAUCGUGCCAAGUACAAUGCUGUGCUUUUUUUAAAUCAGAUAUAUCUUGAUAGUGACGGAGGGGAUGCUGACCUAGCUGCUCAUUUGAUAUCAGUCUACUUUGGCCUCUUUUCAAAAGAAGUGCAUCGUCAUGACGUGGAGAAGAAGACAAUAAAGAAUGACAAGAAGGGAAAAACUAGCAAGAAGAAGAAAACUGCAAGCCCAGUCAUGGAAGAGGCUAUGGACCGCAAACUGCUAAGUGCGCUCCUUGGCGGUGUCAAUCGCGCAUUCCCGUACGCGAAUGUCACUUCGGCUAACUUUAUCGGCGAGAUUGACUCGCUGUUUCAGGUCGUGCACCGUGCCCACCAUAGCACUAGUGUUCAGGCACUCAUGCUGCUAUUCCAGGUUAUGAACAGUACUAAUUCCGUUUCUGAUCGGUUUUACACUGCACUAUACGACAAGCUUAUUGAUCCCAAGGUGCGCGAGACUUCCAAACAGACGCUUUUUUUGAACUUAAUCUUUCGCGCAAUGAAGGCAGAUGUGUCACCUGCGCGCGCCAGUGCUUUCAUUAAGCGUUUAUUGCAGCUUGCUAGCAUAAUGCCACCGGCUUUUACGUGUGCUGUUCUUUUCCUGUUAUCUGAGCUAGUCAAGAUAAAGCCCCAGCUUCGGACAUUGGUUGACCAGCCCGAGGCUGGCUUGGCUACUGGCAAUGCCGCUGAUGACGAACAUUUUGUCGAUGCGAAGACGGAAGACAUCGCUUUUGAGCUUGAGAAGGAGGAAUCUGACGACGAUAACGACGACACCUUAGAAGAUGCUGAAUUGGAUAAGCUGAAUGAUGGUUUCACGGAUGAGGAGCGCUCAGCCAAGGUGCUGGCGACGAUGUUUGGUAGUCCCGAAAAGCAGUCAAAGAAGUCGAAGGGCGCUGUUGAUGUAAACUUUGACAAUGGCCCUGCCGUCAAGAUCAUGGCCAACAAGAAGAAGGCUGGAGACAAUAAAAACAAAGGCGGGUACGAUCCUUCCAAGCGGAAUCCGCUAUUUGCUGGUGCUGAGUCGUCGUGUGCUUGGGAACUACAGAUGUUGGCGCACCAUUAUCACCCGUCUGUACAGAGUUUCACCCGACAACUUCUUGAUAGCAAGGACAUUGGUAUUCAGUACGCUGGCGACCCGCUCGUGGACUUUACGAUGCACGCAUUUUUUGAGAAAUUUGUCAACAAGAAACCACGCCAUAAAGUGGCUGAUACAAGUAGCAAUAUUGGUGCAAAGGCGAAGAACUGGACGUUUGCCCCUAUCAAUACAGAGGCUGUGCUGAGGGAGAAUGAGACAAACGUAGACGCAAGCGAUCAGUUUUUCUACAAAUUUUUCAAGGAACGUGCUACUCGUAAUGCAAUUCAUCCUCGUAGCCGCCGCACUGAGAAGGGGAAAACUGAGCGUGAUGGUGACGCUGUUUUCGACAUGGAAGAUGGCGACGAAGAUGAUGAAGAGAUUGAUGCUUAUGCGCAGGAGUUGGCCGAGGGGAUCAUUGAGGACGGCAACCUGGACGAUGAAGACCCUGACAUUGCCAACUGGACUGAUUCAGACGAUGAUGAAGAACUGAGACUGGAUGGUGAGGUGGAGGAGGCAAAGCAUAUCACCGGAGAUCUGACUGUCGAAGAGAAUGCUGGCGACGAUAAAGGAAAAGAUGAUGGCGGGAAAUACGAAAAUGAUCAAGUGGGCGACGAUGACGAGAAUGACGACGAGGUUGCCUUUGACUUUUCAGUCAUAGGCGGGGUGGAUGAUGACGAUGAAGUGCUUCAAGAGGAGCUACUUGAGCUGGAUACGAGGAGAACGAAAAAGACACCACCAAAGGCAGGCGAUAAGCGCAAGGUCAUGUUUGCCGAUGCUGACGAUUACGACCAGAUUGUGAAGGUGGCUAUGGCCAAGCAAGCAAAGAAUUCUAAGCAGACUAAGAGAAAAAAGUCAAAGAAGCCGCGACAAUCGUAG